Messenger RNA from Carcharodon carcharias (great white shark), 3225 nucleotides. RefSeq names its product transient receptor potential cation channel, subfamily V, member 4 (gene trpv4). Gene Ontology annotation, molecular function: protein binding; calcium channel activity. Gene Ontology annotation, biological process: actin filament organization; calcium ion import across plasma membrane; osmosensory signaling pathway. Gene Ontology annotation, cellular component: cilium; membrane. The record is from RefSeq and is a predicted model, not a curated record. Bases 219 to 2849 code for a protein of 876 amino acids. Lineage: Eukaryota; Metazoa; Chordata; Chondrichthyes; Lamniformes; Lamnidae. The transcript is spliced from 16 exons.
GAAUAACGUGGAGUAAACCGUGGCGUAAAGGAAAUCCUCGGAGAUGUUUUAUCAUUAAGUUGAAAUCCGGUGGGUCCAGUGCUGGGUGUGUUUCUGUAGCUGGGAUCUGCCUGAUGUGAAAGGAAUCCGCACCAAAAGUUUGAAUCAAAUUCGCCCGCUCUGCUCCAACUGGUGAAGUAGCAAAAUCGACAGACUGCGAGGAGGUUUACCUUGCAAAAAUGGCCGAGACUGAAACUAAGGAUUCUGGGAAACCAAACAGCAGCAGCAUGGAAAACCUGACUGAAGAUGGCUUCCCUCUGUCUUCGCUGGCCAACCUAUUUGAGAAUGAUGAGAGCAGUGCUGCUGCUGAAGGGCCUCGGCCGGCUGCCCGGGAAAAUGGCGACAGCAAUAAACAGAACCUGAGAUCGAAAUUCCAAGGGGCGUUUAAAAACCGAAUGCCUAAUCCAAUAGACCUUUUGGAGUCCUCCAUCUAUGACUCAUCCAUGCCCAGUAUGGCCCCCGCCCCUAAAAAGGCUCCCAUGGACUCGCUUUUUGACUAUGGGUCCUACCGGCAAGGUAGUGACGACAAGCGGAAAAAAAAGAAACCGGCUAAAGAUAAAAACAGCCCAAAAGUAAAGGCCCCUGCACCUGAACCACCACCUGUUCUGAAGGUCUUUAACAGGGCACUUCUAUUUGACAUUGUGUCACAAGGGUCUGUUGCCGGACUGGACGGCCUGCUUGUCUUUCUACUGAGUCAAAAGAAGCGUCUGACGGAUGAGGAAUUUCGAGAGCCCUCGACAGGGAAGACAUGUUUGCCGAAAGCACUGUUAAACCUAACCAACGGAAAGAAUGAUACCAUUCCAAUAGUGCUCGAGAUAGCAGAAAAAACAGGAAACCUUCGAGAAUUCAUCAAUGCGCCAUUCCGUGAUGUUUACUACAGAGGCCAGACUGCACUGCAUAUCGCGAUUGAGCGUCGAUGUAAACACUAUGUGGAACUGCUGGUUGAAAAGGGAGCUGAUGUCCACGCACAGGCCCGAGGCAAGUUCUUCCAGCCCAAAGACGAAGGCGGAUACUUCUAUUUCGGUGAAUUACCCCUCUCGCUGGCUGCCUGCACUAACCAGCCUGACAUCGUUAACUACCUCACUGAGAACCCAGAUAAGAUCGCAGACCUACGGAGGCAGGAUUCACGGGGAAACACCGUGCUGCAUGCUUUGGUCGCCAUUGCUGAUAACACCAGGGAGAAUACCAAGUUUUCGACUAAAAUGUAUGACUUGUUCCUCAUCAAAUGUGCCAAGAUGUACCCAGACUGCAGCCUGGAGGCCAUUUUAAACAAUGAUGGGCUGUCGCCGCUCAAGAUGGCAGCAAAGCUUGGCAAGAUCGGGGUAUUUCAGCACAUAAUCAGGAGAGAGAUAAAGGAUGAAAGUGCUCGUCACCUUUCCCGCAAAUUUCGAGACUGGGCAUAUGGGCCAGUGUACUCCUCGCUUUAUGACCUCUCAGCGAUAGACACGUGUGGUGAGGAGGUGUCGCUGCUGGAGAUCCUGGUCUACAAUGGAAAAAUAGAGAAUCGUUAUGAAAUGUUAGCUGUGGAACCCAUUAAUGAAUUAUUUCGCGAUAAGUGGAAGAAAUUUGCAGCUGUGUCCUUCUACCUCAGCGUUAUCUCUUAUAUUACAGCCAUGGUAAUAUUUACCCUCAUUGCAUAUUACAGACCAUCGGAAGGCAAACCUCCUUACCCGUACAAUACAACAGUUGAUUACCUACGAAUGGCUGGAGAAAUUAUCACUGUCGUCACCGCCAUCUUCUUUUUCUUCACAAACGUGAAGGAUUUGUUCCUGAAGAAAUGUCCGGGAGUGAAUUCCAUGUUCAUUGAUGGAUCUUUCCAGUUGCUUUAUUUUAUUUAUUCCAUCCUGGUGUUGGUGUCGGCGGGACUGUACUUGGCUGGUGAGGAGUCCUAUCUUGCUGUAAUGGUGUUUGCUCUGGUCUUAGGCUGGAUAAACACACUGUACUUCACCAGAGGCCUGAAGCUAACAGGGACCUACAGCAUCAUGAUACAGAAGAUCCUGGUUAAAGAUCUUUUCCGGUUCCUUCUGGUUUACGUGUUGUUCAUGAUAGGCUUCACGUCAGCCCUGGUCUCACUGUUGAUGACUUGUCCCACUGAUGAUAUUACACUUCAAACUUGCGAUAUAACAUCCGACUCACCGAACUGCACAAGUUCAACAUAUCCCAUCUGCAGAGACAACUUAUCGUUCAGCAAGUUCCUGCUGGAGCUUUUCCGACUCACCAUCGGCAUGGGUGACCUGGAUGUUAUCAACAGUGCCAAGUACCCCAUUGUCUUCGUCAUCCUCCUGGUCUCCUAUAUUAUCCUAACCUUUGUGCUCCUGCUGAACAUGUUAAUCGCUUUGAUGGGUGAAACUGUGGGGCAAGUCUCUAAGAAGAGCAAGCAAAUCUGGAGAUUGCAGUGGGCUACAACAAUCCUGGAUAUCGAAAGAUCGUUCCCAGUGUUUCUAAGGAAAGCAUUUCGUUCAGGAGAGAUGGUUACAGUGGGAAUCAAUUCUGAUGGUACUCCUGACCGGAGAUGGUGCUUUCGGGUGGAUGAGGUCAACUGGUCUCAUUGGCACCAAAAUGUUGGAAUUAUUAAUGAAGACCCAGGAAGGAACGACACUUACCAAUACGAUGCUGGUUUUACCCACACCAUGGGGCGACUACGCCGAGACCGCUGGUCAACUGUGGUUCCUCGAGUUGUGGAGUUGAACAAGAGUUCCCGUCCUGAUGAUUAUGUGGUGGGAAUGGAACACAUCGCAAUGGAAAGGAAAUAUGGAUAUGGCAAUUCACAGCUCUAUAGCCACCGGAAGAAGGAUGAAACACACAUUUAAUUUAUGUAUUUGAUAGAUGCUGGAAGUGAAUUAACAAAGCCAGAAUCAAAUCAAAACCAAGUAGAGGUUCCUACAGGGGAAUGUUUAUUAUUGAGUGUUAGUGCUACAAGACGCACACUGUCCCUUGUAGGGAUCCGUACACAUUUCAUGACAGUUCAGUGUUGCUUGACACUAGAAAGCUGUUGCCAGUAAGAACAGAUUAUCUCAGAGAUACUCACUACCCAUUCUUGACUGUUGUGAUGUUAUUUUCCACUCUGCUCUCCUGCAGUAACAUCUUCCUGGGGCCAAAGACAUCAAAUGUCACCGCCCACCCCCACCCCAACCCCAAAACCGAUCUAUCAUACAAUAGGGUAACGGCGCAAAUAUUAAAUUUUUG